Gallus gallus (chicken) is the source of this 10956-nucleotide messenger RNA. RefSeq names its product protein tyrosine phosphatase, receptor type J (gene PTPRJ). Gene Ontology annotation, molecular function: protein tyrosine phosphatase activity; cadherin binding. Gene Ontology annotation, biological process: angiogenesis; protein dephosphorylation. The record is from RefSeq and is a predicted model, not a curated record. The transcript is spliced from 26 exons. Bases 3820 to 7920 code for a protein of 1366 amino acids. Lineage: Eukaryota; Metazoa; Chordata; Aves; Galliformes; Phasianidae.
GCUCGACGUGUGGUUGUUCUUGCUGCCCAUUCCAUCCAAGUGGUGUUCAUGUGGUCUUGUCCUCUAAAAGUCAGGAUGGCAUCUAAUAAAGAACAGUUUUUCUCCGUGUGGUUGGAUUCUUGGCACAGGUUGAGGCAGGUGUCAGAGCUGGCUGAUGUCAUUCAUGGUGUGGUGUGUGUGCAGGUGUGGGGAUGUGGCCUGGGGCUACCUAGGGAGUUACCCAGCUGAUGGCUGAGGAAGGCAGCAGCUGGUGGGACCAUUGGGCACGUGCCAUGAGCAGGCUUCAUGUGUUGCCACUAAGAAGUACUGCCCCUUGUCUACAGCCUCCCUGCCAGCCCAUGAGAGGAAAGACAGCGAGUCGGGUGGCUCAGCUGGAUCUGGCCUCUGCGUUUCCUCAGAUGACAGCGGUGGGGUUGGUGGGGGUACAGCACUCCUAACACAGACAGCAUUGUCAGCCCAGCACACCCAAGGGCCAGGAAACGUCCCGCGCUGUGGAACGUCUGUGUCACAGCAGCUCCUCGGUGGUGUGACAGGCAUAUGAUCUUUCUGUGGUGUCUUUUACUCAAAGAUAAGCAUCUUCCCUAUUUUUUUCUUUCUUAACAAGUUACAGAAUAAUGGUCAAGGUUGGAAUUCCUUAAAAAUAAAAGCAAAAGAACAGAACCUUGCUUUGUGCUUUUGUGGGAGCUAGUGAUUUGAAAACGGUCCUGUUAGCGAUAUGGCAACAUAACAUCCACCACUCAAAAGCAGUAGACUUUUAAGCUCCAGUAUUCUUGUUUUUUGUUUGUUUGGAAUUAUAAUGCCUUUUAUGCAGGCCUCGACGGCCUGUUCUUACAGCGUUUUCCCUGCACAGAAACUCUCAGUGAUGCAGUGUGGGUCCAUUGCAUAGGAUUAUCAUUUAAUUGCUGAUCCGAAUUUCCAGCUGAGGGGUUUAAGUGAAGCACCAUCAUAUUGAAAUGUGCACUUGCUGUGUAUGUGUUGCACAUCGGUUUCUUUCUGUUGUAUAUCGGUCACUGUUAGUCAUCCCUGUUGAUUCUUCUCUUAGAUGGAAAUCUACGUUUUAGUUUUUGUAAAAUUAUUCUAAUUCUCAUCACAUGAAAGAAAAAAAUGUUAAAAUAAGUGCUGUUUAUGGAAAAUUUUUAGCAAACACUUUGUCAUACAUUUACCCAUGGCUCAUUUUGAGCUUUGAAAGAGAUUAAAGCUUGAGAAGUGUGAUGCUGCCUACCUGCUGCUGUGGACAGACUUCCAAAAUAAAACCUUUAACAACCAUUAGCAACAGAGCUCUGCACAUCCCUGGUCUGGAGACAUGAGCAUGCCCGGAGCCAGGCUGUGUAGAGCAGAAUGAGAAGCUGUGGCUGUGAACUGUGUUCACUUGUGUCAGAGGAGCUUGGAGGAGAGGAGCUCUUAUCUGUCAGGACAAGUUGUUUUCUGUGGUGAAUGAUGGUUGAUGCUGAAAUGCACUUCCAUUCUUGUACUAAGCCACAGUAUAGGUUUGUUUCAAGAGCUUCUGUACAUUCAAAACAAGAACAGACAGUGUGAACACCUUCCGUAGCACGUGAUAAAGGUGCUGUUUUCCACGCGGCAUGGGUAUGCACAGUGCCUGCAUAUUGCAGCACGCUCAAUUGGAUUCCAGUACUUGGGUUUUAGACUCCAGCCAGCAACACACGACCAAAUAUCUUCUUCUGCGUAUUUGAGAUCUGAAUUCAGGCCCACAGUGGAAAUGUUGUCUGUGCAAACAGCCACGCUAUUAUUAGUACUUCCUCAAUUAUGUGAGCUACAUGCCAGUCUUUGUUGAGGAUUUUCAUCGCAUGUAAAUUUUUUUUGGUUGGAGUUACCAAAUAUGAGAGAGAGAAAUUGCUACUGUUUUAAAUUCUUUCGUUGCUUACUGUGUAGGGCUGGAUUUUACCGAUCCAUACCAUUUGAAUUUGUGCACCUUCAUCUUCCUAGUAGAAUUGCAGCGUAUGAUAGGAUGAGUAUUUCAGCAAUAUCACAGAGUGAUUGGGAACUGGGGAUUUGAUGAUUUUAGGUAUGAAACCCAUCUCAAGUCUGUAUUUUUUUCUUGCUUCCUUGCUUAUUUAAAAGAAAAUUCUUUCUGUGAGCAAAGGAGAGAAAAGCCAUUGAAACAGUCAGUUGCUGCACAGCUGGUUGCUAGCCUGAUGUGACUGCUUUUUGUCAGACUCCGAAAUUUGAAUGUAAAUAGUACCCUGAACAUCUCUAAAGGUCACUGGGAGGAUAGGAGGAGCUGGCUGAUUUUUCUCCAUCAGAAAGGGCCUACUGCUAGAGAAAGAGAACCUUGCCUUAAAUAGAACCAUCAGUAGGAAAUUAGAUUUCAGCAGGAGAUGACUGCAGAGGAGGACUUUAAUUGUGAUGGGAUACAGCAAGUUAGUGUAGGUGAGCGUGUGCUAAUGUGAAACGUUAGAAAGCUAUGUGUGGGGAAGGAGGUGAUCAGGCAUGUGCAGGAAGGGAAGAACAAAACAGAUGCGCUGCUCUGGAAAACUGCACCAGGGCUUUUCUCUGAGUGCUUUCCAGCUGUUUCCAAAUGUAUCUGCAGCUAAACAGGCCCCUAUUAAUCCAAAAUUCCGGGAGAAAAUCCAAGAUCAAGUGGGAAAGGUAUUUCUGUAAUCCUGCAAAGAACGGACACGUACAUGUGGUCAAAACAGAGUUGGAUCGAUGAAGUCAAGGCUCAUUUAGUUAUCUUCUGAGCCGUUGGUGAGCACUUGGUGGAGAAGGCAGGGCAACUCAAAACUGCAGCAGUGACAGUCUGAUGCUGUUGGUAUUUGGAACCUCGCUGAAUGUCUUUAUGAUUGUUUUCCUACCUCCACCAGCCACUUGGAAGAACCCGUAGUUAUUAGAAACCUGUAGUGCAGCUGUCACGCUUUUCCCACUGAGACACUCCGGGCCACGUAAGAAAGCCUCUGUCUCCAUCUGCAGAAAUUAGAAAUGUAACAGAAGAAACAGAAACUGUGCUUUCAUCUGCAUCAUUGAGUAGUGGAAAUUGUAACUACAGCUGCAUCCAGAAGUAGGAACAGCGCUGGCACCUGCUGGGGUACCAGACCUGCGGGGGCUGUGACUCGUCUUUGCUUAACCGCGCUCUGUUUGUGGGCAAGAAAACUAGAGCCCGCAUCUGCAGUGAGCCCUGUGCUGGGGCAUGUCAAGAAGUUUCCCUCAUUCUUAACUUCCCUUUCCUUGUCUUCUUCUACCUCCCAUUUGUUUGCUGUGCUUCUGCCUUUUCUAACUGAUUCAUACAGUUUUAACCGAACUAAAUGAGUAAAAGAAAUACCCAGAAUGUCACUGAUUAGUUCUCAGCGUGUGCAGUGUUUUGGUUGCGUCUCUUAAAAAAUGUUGAGGCUUUCUGUUUUCUUUAUUGGAAAGACUUUGUGGUCUUUUGGUUGAUUGGUUUGGUUUUGUGGUGUGCAGGACAGUGCCGUCUACAUACCGUAGUACUGUUUUCUUCUUACUGUGUGCUGUAUGGGCCAGAGACAGAGCAUAAGGAAUAAUUUCUGUGAAAUUCCACCCUCAUUGCAGGUAAGAAACUUCUGCUUCUGAGCCUAUAAAAUCAUCAAGGAAAGACUUGACCCUUGGUCUGAAGCUUUAUUGUAAAUUACAGUCUGUUUAUUGUAGCCUGGUAAGCAGAUGCAGUCUCUUAGCUCUCUUGUUUGAUGCUGUUACGUUGAAGAAUGAGUGAGGGUGGCAUCUGGUCCUGGAUCUGUGUGUUGCUCUCACCUGAGCCUGGAGGUGCUGCAGCUCUCUGAUGCCUCAGCUCAGGUCAGAUGUACAACUGCCUGCACUGACGACUGUAGCUUGAAAAACGUAACUGAAGAAAUGGGAACUAGUAGUAAUGAUGAAUUAUCAGUGAAUGCUACAAGUGGGAACAGAAGAUUAUCAGAGGAUGUGUCACUACCUGGCAGGGCGAUGAGUGAUCAGAACAGCGUAGCACAGCCCCGUGCAGUACUUGAUCUCAAGACAGAGUAUGUGGGUGUGACCUCUGUCAACUUAACCUGGACGGUGAAUGACACAGAUUCAGCUUCCUACACAUACAGAAUAGAGGUUAGAAAUGGGUCCUCCAUUAACAACAAGACAUCAGAUAUCACUGAUGCUGAAAUUACUGGGUUAAUCCCUGGGACGCUGUACACUUUCACAGUCUUUGCAGUAGCAGCGGAUGGUCAGACAGCAGGAGAAGGAGCAUCCAUAAGCCUUUAUACAAAGCCCAGCCCAGUGCUUGAUCUCAAGGCAGAGUAUGUUGGUGUGACUUCUGUCAACUUAACCUGGACGGUGAAUGACACAGCGUCAGCCUCCUACACGUAUAGGAUAGAGGUUACAAGUGACUCUUCUAUUGACAGCCUGACAUCGAGUGUCACAAUGGCUGAGAUUACCGGAUUAAUCCCUGGGACAUUGUAUAGUUUUAAGGUUUUUGCAGUAGCAGCUGAUAAUCGGACAGAAGCGGAUGGAGCAUCCAUAAGCCUAUAUACAAAGCCCAGCCCAGUGCUUGAUCUCAAGGCAGAGUAUGUUGGUGUGACUUCUGUCAACUUAACCUGGACGGUCAAUGGCACAGCUUUGACUGCGUACACGUACAGGAUAGAGGUUAGGAAUGCUACUUCCAUUAGGAACGAAACAUCAAAUAUCAACAAAAUUGAAAUUACUGGGUUAAUCCCUGGAACAUCCUAUAACUUCAAAGUAUUUGCAACGCCAGUCAACAAUACAACUGAAGAAGAAGGAUUGUCCUUAAACCUGUAUACAAAGCCCAGCCCGGUGCUUCGUGUUGUGACAGAAUAUGUGGGUGUGACUUCUGUCAACUUAACCUGGAUGGUGGAUGACACAGCUUCAGACUCCUACACGUACAGAAUAGAGGUUAGAAAUGGGUCCUCCAUUAACAACAAGACAUCAGAUAUCACUGAUGCUGAAAUUACUGGGUUAAUCCCUGGGACGCUGUACACUUUCACAGUCUUUGCAGUAGCAGCGGAUGGUCAGACAGCAGGAGAAGGAGCAUCCAUAAGCCUUUAUACAAAGCCCAGCCCAGUGCUUGAUCUCAAGGCAGAGUAUGUUGGUGUGACUUCUGUCAACUUAACCUGGACGGUGAAUGACACAGCGUCAGCCUCCUACACGUAUAGGAUAGAGGUUACAAGUGACUCUUCUAUUGACAGCCUGACAUCGAAUGUCACGAUGGCUGAGAUUACUGGAUUAAUCCCUGGGACAUUGUACAAUUUCACAGUCUUUGCAGUAGCAGCUGAUAAUCGGACAGAAGCGGAUGGAGCAUUCACAAGCCUCUAUACAAAGCCUACACCAGUGACUGAUCUCAAGGCAGAGCAUGGUGUGACUUCUGUCAGCUUAAAUUGGAUGGUGAAUGACACAGCUUCAGACUCCUACACAUACAGAAUAGAAGUUAGAAAUGGACACUCCGUUAACAACAAGACAUCAAAUAUCCCUGAAACUGAAAUUACUGGGUUAAACCCUGGGACGCUGUACACUUUCACAGUCUUUGCAGUGGCAGCAGAUGGUGAGACAGAAGGAGAAGGAGCAUCCAUAAGCGUUUAUACAAAGCCCCGUGCGGUACUUCAUCUCAAGACAGAGUAUGUGGGUGUGACUUCUGUCAAUUUAACCUGGACGGUGAAUGACACAGAUUCAGCUUCCUACACAUACAGAAUAGAGGUUAGAAAUGGGUCCUCCAUUAACAACAAGACAUCAGAUAUCACUGAUGCUGAAAUUACUGGGUUAGACCCUGGGACGCUGUACAUUUUCACAGUCUUUGCAGUAGCAGCGGAUGGUCAGACAGCAGGAGAAGGAGCAUCCAUAAGCCUUUAUACAAAACCCAGCAUGGUGCUUAAUCUCAAGGCAGAAUAUGUUACUAUGACUUCUGUCAACUUAACUUGGAUGGUGAAUGACGCGGAGUCCGCCUCCUAUACAUAUAGGAUAGAGGUUGCACAUGAGAGCUUAAUUAACGAGACGAUGUCAAAUGUCACUAAAAGUAUUGUAACGUAUUUAAUCCCUGGGACCUCUUACAAUUUCACGGUCUUUGCAAUAGCGGCUGAUAAUCAGACAGAAGGAGAAGGAGCAUCCAUAAGCCAAAAUACAGUUCCUUCCUCAGUGAAUGCAUUUCAGUGUGAAGCAGUGGCUAAUAUGUCUUACCUAACGCUGAAGUGGAACUGUCCUUAUGGUGGCUAUUCUGGCUUUGAUAUUGAAAUAUUUAAUGGUACUUGGACAAAAAAGCAACAGAGUCAAUUCUGUGGGAGAGAAGGCUCAGAAGAAAUCUUCAAAACAGAACCUUUAGAUUAUUACAAAACCUAUACUGUUAGUGUUACAACUGUUUCAGACGGUUUAACGAGUCUUCCAGUGCAGAAAAUAUGUAAAACAAGCAUUACAGAUCCACCUGUUCCAAACAAAGCUCCUUUAGUCAAGGCAGUCAGUCACAACUCAUUGUCUGUUGAAUUUCCCGAUUUUGAGUCAGUGAACGGACCGUUAAAAGCUUAUGCAGUAAUGAUCGUAACUGAAGCAGAAGGUUGUUUGCCUUCAAAGUCUGAUUUGGACUACACAUACAAUGAUUUCAAGCAGAAGAUGACAGCCACCUAUGUGACAUAUGUCAUAGACGUAGAGGAGAUAUCAUCAUCUUCCCAUUCUCAGAACGGGCACAACAUUGUUGACGUAGGCAAGGGAAACACCAUGUAUGGCUAUGAAAAUGGACCAUUGAUUCCUCUUCAUUCAUACAGAGCAAGCGUUGCAGGUUUCACUAAUAUAAACUUUACAGUGGCCAACAAAAUUAUGGGAGAACAAAGUUAUGUGUCAUUUUCGCCCUGUUCUGAGGUGGUUUCAUUACCCCAGGAUCCAGGUGUUAUUGCUGGAGCCGUUAUUGGAUGCCUUUUAGCUAUAUUGGCGGUAGUAGCUAUAGGGGGUUACAUAUUCUGGAGGAGGAGAAGGAAAGAUAAAAGAAAUACUGAAGUGUCUUUUUCUCCAAUUAAAAUAAAGAAAUCAAAAAUGAUUAAAGUGGAGAACUUUGAGUCCUACUUUAAGAAGCAGCAAGCAGACUCCAACUGUGGUUUUGCUGAAGAGUAUGAGGAACUCAAGUCUGCUGGUGUUCAUCAGCCCAAAUUUGCUGCUGAAAUCGCUGAGAACAGGGGGAAAAAUAGAUACAACAAUGUCUUACCAUAUGAUAUUUCUCGUGUUAAACUUUCAAAUCCAAGCUGUACAACUGAUGAUUAUAUUAAUGCAAACUAUAUGCCUGGAUACAGCUCAAAGAAGGCAUUUAUUGCUGCACAAGGCCCUUUACCCAAUACUAUAGAAGACUUCUGGCGCAUGAUUUGGGAAAAGAAUAUCUACUCUAUUGUCAUGUUGACAAAAUGUGUUGAACAGGCCCGGACGAAAUGUGAGCAAUAUUGGCCAGACAAACAAUCCAAGAGUUAUGGUGACAUUAUUGUGACAAUGGUCUCAGAAGUUGUUCUUCCAGAAUGGACGAUAAGGGACUUCAAUGUAGAGAACGCUGACACAAUGGAGAGCCACACAGUGCGUCAGUUCCAUUUCACAUCCUGGCCAGAUCAUGGAGUGCCAGAGACAACAGACUUGCUAAUCAACUUCAGACACCUUGUUCAUGAAUACAGCAGUCAGAAUCCUAUUGACUCUCCUAUUCUAGUGCACUGCAGUGCUGGUGUCGGGAGGACAGGUACGUUUAUUGCCAUUGACCGCCUGAUUCAGCAGAUUGAAAUGGAGAAUACUGUGGAUGUGUAUGGAGUGGUGUACGAUCUUCGAAUGCAUCGACCUUUAAUGGUGCAAACUGAGGACCAGUAUGUCUUCCUAAACCAGUGUGUCAUGGAUAUUAUUAGAUCACAGAAAGAGAAGAAAACAGAUCUUAUUUAUCAAAACACAACAGCAAUGGCAAUCUAUGAAAAUUUCACACCUGGACCAGCUUUUGGGAAGGCUAAUGGCUAUCAUGCAUAACGAGGACGCAGCGCAGUCUCUCCAGGAAUUGUUGUCUGUGCAUGAGAAAGGGAGAUGUUCUACUUACAUUUUCCAGGAUUGUGUGCAGUGUCUCGUGUCUGGUUUCUCCAGUUCUGUCCUCAUAUGAAGAAGCGAUCUUCUGGAGGAAAAAAAAGACAAUGCUGGCAGGAGCCAUGGAUCGAUAAAAAGAGAAACUAUUUAAAGUUAACAGAGGAAUUCUGAUUUUUCUUGGGAAUUUAACAGUACUGAUAGGUGAAAUAGCAUUUGCAGUACGAACAAUGAACUAGAAUUUAAAUAUUAAAAUAAUAACACAAGCUUUUUAUUACAAUUUUAUAUGAUUUCAUUUACAGACACCAGGCUUGUGGGCUGUUUUAAUAUAUUUAAUUAUAAGUUUUGGGAACAUAUUUUAUCUGCUGUAUCUGGUUACUUAGCUAAUAGAUAUGUGCCUCUGUGAUUUAUUUUUUUUCUGAAUUUUCCUUUUUAUUUAAAAAAGGAGUACAAACACCUCCUCCCAAUGGACAUUUGUACUUGGAAAUUGUGCCUUUUCUAGUUGCUACUCUAGGAAAAAAAGAAAAAAAACAGCAGAGAUUCUAUUUUUGUACUGAAACUCUUAAUGAGAACACAGAUUUUUAAAUAAGGCUUAUGUCAAACUUAACUGUAGUUGCACUGUUGGCAGGACUCUCCAGAAGUUUGGAGGUGAGCUUUGUUUUUGCAUUUCACCACAAAUAUCCCUGCCUUAAUGUUUCGGUGCCUCUGCUAGAGGAAAAGGAGUGUAAUGUGUCACUCAGAGCUUUAACUGUAGUGAAAAACUGAGCAAGUGCGUACGUGGAUGUGUGUGCAGGGAUGUGUGUGUGGGUGUGUAUGAAGGACAGAAUAGCUCCUCCCUGUUCCUGGUUGAUAUUCCUGUUUUUAUACAAUGAUGAUUUAUUUAAAGGUGCAAUAUAUGAUUUACUGAAUAAUGAUCGCUCUAUUCUAAUAGAGUUUUACUCAGGUUGGUGUCUUUUUAUCAUUGUUGUUGUUUCUCCUCAAAUGUAUAAAUCUGUGAAAAUGCUGAACUAAGUUUCCAAGUGUCCAAGCGCUCCCAAACAGAUUGACUGGCUUUACUGAUUCUACCAAAACGAAUUGCACAAACUUCUGCUGUAGAGACCAAUUUCUUGUUUGUUUCAGCCAUUCGGAACUCAAGUACAUCUUACCCGCCUCCAUCUCAUUGAUAUAACAUAAUUGUUUUGUAAUUGUUUGCAAUGUACUGCUGCUGUUAUUUUAACUGGUCCUUUUAAAAACAGAACAAACGUGCAGAAAACCCGUAGUUGCUGGUUUUGCAAGCCAAGGAUUUGAUGAGAUUUAUUUUGCUGGUACGUGACUGCUAGACUUAUGAAGGCAUUGCCAAUGAAGGACUUCUGAAGUACUUUGGAGGGGAUGUAGGUUUUUUUUUUUUUGAUCUUCAGAUCAUUGCACUGGUUGCAUUGCAAAGGAAUAUGAAGUUUUGGAAUAACGCUAUAGAAUAGCUAUCAAGUGGUGAAAAUCUUGUGAAGGGUUUAAUCACCAGAGUCCCUGGAAUUCUGCUGCUUUUGUUUGGCUUUUUUAUUUGUUUCUUUCUUUCUUAGUUUUUGGCAGAGUUGUCAGAAAUAGCUACUAUACUUGGGGUUCGGGAAGAUGUAGGAAUUCCUGCUGCACAGCGGUAACGUUACAGGAUAACCAGAGGAACUCUACAACAGUGUGAAACUGUGGUGUGUUGUGUGAGCAAAUCUGGAGAACCAACCACAAAGUGCUUCAGCCUUUUUUCUCAUAGCAGACACUUGUGGGUUCUUGAAUAUUUUUUUCUCUCUUUCUCUGAAAUACUUUUUUUUUUUUUAAAUCAACACGCACACAUAAAUACCCACAAAAACAAGCCAGAUCCAUGAGGUUAGAGAUCCUGCCUAACCCUACCCAAAAUGGUGUUCCACAUAGUGGAUCUUAUUGUGCUCAUGUGACAAAUAAGCCAAUGGGACCACAAAGAACCAUUCCAAAGGAACUGAGAAGGCAGAAAGCCUGCCCCUUACAGAUACUUUCCUUCUUUCCUUUCCAUCUUCUAAAUGCUACACAUCUGUGCAGAGCACAGAGCCAGUAUUCAUUAUUCCAGGUCUCCAGGAGCUUGCCGCCUUAAGGUGGUGAAUGCUCUUUUGCUUCAGAAGACCAUUCUUUUACACAGUGUAGAAGAGGGGGAGGUGAAUCCUAGUUUGGAUCCUGCCUUUGCAUUAUGUUGCAGUGGAGCCUAUGAAAACUAACUAGAAUAGGAAGUGUUUCUGCCUGGCCACCCCACCACCCAGAUAGUCUUGCAGAAAAUAAAAGUAUCUAACCCAUUGUUUUGAGAUUGGAAACAGGUGCCAAAGUUUCACUUGUCAUCAUCUAUGGGGUAUCCAUUUUUAAAGCAAUGGCAUCCACUUCAACAAUUCUGUGAUUUAUUUUUUUUUUCUGAAAGUGAAUCAUUCUUGCAAGGGACUCAAGUUGAAACUAAAUGACCUGCUGAUCCCAAAUAGAAGUGGAAAAAAUUGGUAAGGCUUCCAAUGUUUUGUCAAUGUGAGUAGGAAAUGCCUCAUAGCAUAUCUCUGCAGGAAGAAGAGGAUUGCAGGUAAUCCUCUACUAGGGAUCUCUUGUGGAUCCCUGUUGGCCAAGAUGACUUGAAUUCCUGCACACUUUUUUUCACCGCAUUCUGAAGAUCUCUGUGUUACAAUUGCUGAGAUCCGUCUCUUUAUGCAGUGUUUUCUCUUGCUGUUGCUUAUCUAAACCUAUUCACUUUCCAGGCUCAAAGCUCCGCUGUGUGGUAAUUACAUCUCCUGCAUUUCUGUUUCAGCCUUUUUUCCAUUUGGGGCCUGCUUAAGAAGGGAAAAGUUGGUGUGUUUCAAAUAAGUGACUGUUAGUUAAAUAUCUUGAAAUGAUGUACAAAUUUUAUUGUUUUCAUGUUUGUUGUACAGGAAAUUUCAGCACGUCUAAAAUGUUUUUUUUAAUUUGAUUUGUUUUUAAAAAUAUAAAAAUAACAAUUAAAAAGCAUCAUCCGGA